Messenger RNA from Phaeodactylum tricornutum CCAP 1055/1, 3126 nucleotides. RefSeq lists its product with no specific name. Gene Ontology annotation, biological process: lipid metabolic process. The record is from RefSeq and is a predicted model, not a curated record. The transcript has 2 exons. Lineage: Eukaryota; Bacillariophyta; Bacillariophyceae; Surirellales; Neidiaceae. The coding region runs from base 267 to 2945 and encodes 892 amino acids.
GCUUCACACCAGGUUCGUUUCGAUCGAUCGGCGACACUAGUAGUGUCCACGAAAUGGACAAGACAGGUGAUGCAAAUUUUCCUGCAUGCACAAACAACAAUUACCUAAAUAUCAUUUAGCUCGGAAGAAAGAGUCGGUGAAACUUAGAUUUUGAGUGAGACUCUGCUAGUUCAGCAUUAACAACAUUGCAUUGCCGAGAGAAUUGCCUUCCGAUUGCCAGAAACGUCCCACUAGAGUUCUCAAAAUCUCAGGUUGACGAAACCGGCAUGGAGAUUUUGAUUGAUGUUCCACCGUAUUUGCAUCCAUACGUCGAAUGGCUGCUGGAUUGGACCAGUUCUAUUUGGUCGUCUCUAUCUAUGUAUUGGGCGAAUGUGGGCCACUGUUGGAGUAUGCUCAUUACCAAUGCGGAACGAGUCUUUCAGAUCCCCCGGAACGCACUCGUACCACUUUUGGCUUUCAUUUUCUUCUUUUGGCCUAUUCUGCUCAGCCUCAUCAUGACCCUGGUCACUGCCUGGGCUUGGAUCUUCUGGAUUGUCACUUCUGUCUCGUUCGGCUUGAUCCAACUCGUCUACGUGUCCUAUCAGUUCAUCAUGAUCACCUGCGAUAUUUUUGGACUAAGCUGUUUGAAAACCUACAGUAUGCUACGCCAACAGCUUUUGCAUAUUGUUGACAAAACCACCAGUGCGGUGGGAGUAGAAAACGCCACGCACCGUCGGGGUGGCAAAUCCCGGCGUCGACAGUGGCGUCAAGACGUGGAACAGGCGCAAACCUACGAACGCUUUUUGCAGAUACGCAUCCAGUCCAAAGAACACGCACAGGUGAUUUCGAAACAGACUCUUGUCAAGAAAGCGUCUCUGGACACGGCGUUGCCGCCGCCGAUUCCACGGAAUCGAUCCUUUUCCGUAGAACACUCGCCAGCCAAACAUGCUCUGAGGCGAAAUCAAAGUUUUGCUUCCGCCGAUGAACGUCGAAUCAAGUCGAAAGGAUCGUCUUCAUUCCAAAAUCGCGGUACUAGUAUUGAUGAUUUGGAUUCAGUGGUCGUGGAUGAAUUGGGCGAGAAAUUAUCCGAUUUACUCGUGAGCACAACGCGACGCUUGCGCGAAGCCCGCCGUUCGGCACAGAACACACCCAAUGACGCGAACGCAGCAUCCUUGUGUUACUUGCUUUCAGGCGUUCUUAAACGUAAUCAUUUACAAUUGGAUGAUUUAUUGAUUGAAAACGCCCGAGCUGUUGCCGAACGGGGUCAAUACGGCCUGACGAAUGAAUCGCGGAGUGUGGUCCGGGCCUAUUUUCAACAAGUAGAGGAGGGCUUGGACUGGAUUGCGGAAGCGCCUGUUCUACAAAAUUUAUCAUCGCACCAGUGCUCAGAAGGUGAGAAUGGAAAGGAGGCAAAACAUAUGCACGAGUCAUCUCGAAGCAGCAGUGCGGAGCUCACGGGCUGGGCCGAAAGUAGCAGUAAACACAAUGACCUUUUGGAACGUGUAACUUUGAUACGGAAGAUGAAACAAAAUAUGGGUCGGACAGCGCUGAUGUUGAGCGGCGGAGGAGCACAAGCCAUGUACCACCUAGGUAUAAUCCGAACUCUGCUCGAAUCAAAACUAUACCAAGAUAUAAAGGUGAUUUCGGGAACGUCGGGAGGUAGCAUUAUUGCCGCAAUGUGUGCUACUAAAACGCCUGAGGAACUUUAUAACAAUAUAUGCAUUCCAACAGUGGUUGACGAUUUCACCAAAACAGGCGAGCAACGACGAGAGAAUAUUCGAUGGUUUCCUCCGGUUACAGAAAUGGCAGCAUAUUGGUUGAAGCACAAACUUCUGGUGGACAGUGCAUAUUUUCGACGUACAUGCGACUUUUACUAUAGCGACAUGACUUUCGAUGAAGCUUUCGAGCGGACAGGCAAGCACGUUUGUAUCACUGUGUCGGCCAGCAGAGCAAGCGGUGGAACCGCGCAACGCUUACUCUUAAACCACAUAUCCACUCCACAUGUAACUGUAGCAAGUGCGGUUGCUGCUAGCUGCGCGCUUCCCGGAGUCAUGGCCCCGGCUAAGCUGCUUGCCAAAAACAGCUCUGGAGUGUUGGAACCGUUCGAGGUUGAUGGUGUUGAGUGGAUUGACGGUUCCGUUCAGGCUGAUCUUCCGUUCCAGCGAAUUGCAACUCUAUUUGCAGUAUCGUCUUUCAUUGUUUCACAGACAAAUUUUCACGUUUUGCCAUUUCUCAAUAAAGAGUAUCAUCCGAACCAAAAAAGCUUGUACUGGCAGCUAUUUCAAACCCUAGAAUGGGACAUUCGAAGCCGUGCCCUCAAACUGAGCCGACUUGGACUCUUUCCUCGACUUUUCGGACAGGACAUCAGCAAGAUCUUCAAGCAAAAAUACUAUGGAAACCUGACAAUCGUUCCCCGCUUUACGACAAUGCAAACAUUUGGUCUAAAAUCUCUUUCCAAUCCGACAAUAAAAGAUAUGGAGGGGUAUCUCAAGUACGGCCAAAUUGCUGCAUGGCCCUAUCUAAACGCCAUACGCGAUAUGAUCCGACUAGAAAAAGCUCUGGACGAUUGUCUUAUGCGCUUGGAAGCACGAGUUCGAGCGCUGAAUCCCGACGUUGACUGGCUCAACCCUGACGAUGUUGAGUCUAUAGCAAGUUCGUCAGCUGUGUUUUCCAAUUCUCGAGUACGAAUAAUAGGACGACCCCCAAUGGUUGAUUCCGCAAGGCAGCGGGAAAGUGAUUUAGUUCGAAAACUCGAAGACGAGAACCAGGUGCUAAAGGAACAAGUACAGCGACUUCGAGCUGAACUGCUGGCACAAGUAGGCACUGAUGAAAAUGCCAACAGCAAAUUGGAUGAAUCAAGCCACUAUCCCGUAGCUCAACGUUAUCUAAUACAAAGCUCAGAAGGACGCCAACCAUCACUGAAGAAUGAGCAAGAAGUAUUGACUCCAAGAGGAGCUUUGAUCUGACUUCCCUGGCAAUAUCUCCAUUGUCUAGUUUGUUACUCAACCGUUUGCAAGAUCGACUUACUGUUAGUACCUCAUCUGCCACUGUGUCUGAUGUCUACAUCAGCAUCGGUCUUUAUGGCUUUCGAUUUGUAAUCGAAAAAUAGCUUUCAAGUUCGCCAGAAGCUUACUGUUAGAUCUCAUU